AUGCCCCCAAAAACAAGAAGAAAAGGCGACACAUUAAAACUCCCAACUUCAUUUAAAGAAGAAUUAAAGCAAAAUAUCAAUGAAUUUGGCAAAAAAAGACCCCAAAAACGGUUCAAAAACCGUAUACAAGAACGAAAAGAAAAAAGAAAACAAGAUCGUUUAAUGAAGAAAAGGAAAAAAUCAAUGAAUUUUAAGCUAGAUUAUCGUCAACAAUUAGAAAAAAAAUUAGGAUUCAAGCCAGGUGGAAAACUACCCAAAGCAUUUAUUGAUGAUGGGUUGGAUGAGUUAUUGGAUGGAAUUAAAUUAGGAUUUGAGUUACCUUGUAAAGACAUUAGUGAUGAAAAAAAAUAUUUUGAUGAUAAUGAGGAGGAUUCUGGGGAAGAAUUAGUCAGCCAAGACAAUUAUGAUAAUGAUGAUAAACCUGAAGAAAUAAGUUAUAAUAAAAAAUAUAGAGGGUCAAAAAGAAAGAAAUUCAGCAAAUAA
Molecule: messenger RNA, 483 nt
Organism: Entrophospora sp. SA101
Lineage: Eukaryota; Fungi; Glomeromycota; Glomeromycetes; Entrophosporales; Entrophosporaceae
Source: the annotation of a GenBank genome assembly